Molecule: messenger RNA, 1320 nt
Organism: Cryptomeria japonica (Japanese cedar)
Lineage: Eukaryota; Viridiplantae; Streptophyta; Pinopsida; Cupressales; Cupressaceae
Product: putative UDP-rhamnose:rhamnosyltransferase 1
Exons: 2
Coding region: 1-1269 (422 amino acids)
Molecular function (GO): UDP-glycosyltransferase activity
Source: RefSeq, a predicted model, not a curated record
AUGAAAGAUGGACCACUUCAUGUACUCAUGUUUCCGUGGCUGGCACAGGGCCACAUCUCUCCUUUUCUGGAGUUAUCAAAGAGACUUGCAGAUCACGGAUUGAAGGUCUCCUUUCUCUCCACCCCCGGCAAUAUUUCAAAGAUAAAGUCCUCGCUGCAUGAAAAGUGGGCAGGCAAGAUCGAUAUGGAGGAGCUGCCGCUGCCCCCUGUUGAGGGUCUGCCUCCUGAUGCCGACAACACGGCCGAUAUUCCCAUGGAAAUGGCAGAUCUGUUGAAGAUAGCUCUUGACGGCCUCCAGAUACCCUUUGAGCACCUUCUGUCGCGGAUUCAACCGGACUAUAUAAUUCAUGAUUUUUCACAGCACUGGGCUGCCACUGUAGCCGCCAAGUUUGGUAUACCGGCCGUUUUUUUCUUUAUCUUCGGUGCCUCAGCCAUUGGUUACGCUGUAGCGCCAAGCAGAUUCAAGGCUGCAGAAACCACUCCAUGGUGUCGAUAUUUGAAAUCUAUUCAAGCGUGUAAGCUUAUGCUCGUCAGAUCAUGCUUUGAGUUGGAGGGCAAGUAUAUUCAUUAUCUGGAGGCGGAGCACAAAAAGCGUGUCAUUCCUGUCGGUCUUCUUCUAACAGAGACUUUCCCGACGAGCGAUCAGGACGAGUGUGUGAAAUGGCUGGACAAUUAUCCGCCGAGUUCUGUUGUUUACGUGUCGUUUGGGAGCGAGUGUUUUCUAUCAAAGGAGCAGGUUGCUGAACUGGCAAAGGGGCUGGAGGAGAGCCAUGUCCCAUUUUUGUGGGUUCUGCGCUCCCCUCGCUACAACAAUGAUUCAUCGUCAUCAGCAGAAGAGAGAGCGAGGGCGUUACUGCCCGAGGGAUUUGAGGAACGCACGAGGGAGAGGGGUGUGGUGUAUUGCAAGUGGGCUCCGCAGCAGCAGAUUCUAUGCCAUCCUUCGACUGGAGGGUUUGUGAGCCACUGCGGGUCGAGCUCUGUUUUGGAAGCGGUGAGAUUUGGGGUGAGGAUUAUAGCGCUGCCGAUGCAUAUUGAUCAGGGACUCGACGCGCGGCUGGUGGCCGAGGAACUCCGUAUUGGCAUGGAGAUUGGGAGAGAAGAAGAUGGGAGUUUCAAAGCGGAAAAAAUUAGGAGGUGUGUAAAGGAAGUUAUGGUGGAAGAAGAGGGACGACGUGUGGAGGAGAGUAUAUAUAAACUCAGAGAGAGGUUGUUUUGGGGGAAGGGAAUGCAAGAGAGCUACAUACGCGAAUUUAUCAAGCAACUUCUUUAGUUACCACCUGAAGGUUUUUAGCGUUCUGGUUAAAUUCCAUGUUAUGUUCAA